AGUCUUUCCCAAAUAUCGUUAUCGGCUCUCAUGCACAUUGCCCCCUCUCCUGCAUAUGGGUCACUCCUUCGUAGAGCGUCAAAUAGAAAGUUAAAGUAUCUUUUUUGUAUCAGCUCAGUCGGAGCUGUGGUCCACUUAAGGCAUGUAGCAGCUCGUGUUUGGCAGGUUUAAGGAGUGUCUGCGGUUACCCAGGAGAAAUAACACUAGGUGAGCACAAUCCAGCGAGCCGAACCGGUCAAGUAAGUUUCACUGUGAUGCUGGUUCUGAUGAGGCGCAGGUACACGUUUUCCUCCGAUUGAGCGUUUAAGCACCUGUAUACGUUUUGCCUUUGUCAUCCAUUUUAUGUAUUGACCAGUCAAACCGGGUCGUCCGUUUCGCGACAAAGCAACAAGCUCAAGCGAGAUAUUAACGUACAAUAAAACUUACGUUGAGAUAAGUUACAUCCAUGGUUGGUAUCGCAAUUUUUAAAGAGUGCGACAUUGUGGGUUAGAAGUAUUUCCACACUGGGCCAGGUAGCUUUGAAUUGUUAUUCUUUUAAAUCAUUUAAAAACUGCCUUCUAUGUUUACCUGGGUUGUCUUUGUCUGUGAUUUACAUUUUUUAAAGAUUCUUAAACAUUAAUAUGUGGAAACUGCAAAAAAAAGUUAGAAUUUGAAAAGAGGUAAUAAAUAAAUCACAGCACUCCACAAUUGUCUGCACAAUUUCAGAAUGAGCAAGUUAAAGUGGGGUGCUCAAAACACAAUUUUGGUUUACGGACAUAACCUGAAGCAAUUAUUUGGACCCAUGUAAUUGCUGGCAACAUCCUGUUGCAUAUAGGAUGACUAUUUGCAUUUUAUAUAGGAUUUGCUUAGUUAUACUGUGAUCUAACCAACCAGAGUGUCCUCGAUUGACGUUGUUUGCAGGUUGAGUAGCGUUACUUUCAGCAGGGGGGAGGAGCUGCAAAAAUCUUCAAAAAGUAUUUUUUGUACUUAUUGCAAGUUAUCCAAUCGUUUCCAAAGCGCUAGUCCUCAUUAGGGUGAGCUGGAGCCUAUCCCAGCAGACUUUAAGCAAGAGGUGGUGUACACCCUCGACUGGUCACCUGUCAGUCACAGGGCACAGACAAACAACCAUUCACAUCCACACCUAUGGACAAUUUAGUCUUCAAUUAACCUAACAUGCAUGAUUUUGGAAUGUGAGAGGAAGCUGGAGUACCAGGAGAAAAUCCAGGCAAGCACAAGCAAAACACCACACAGGAAUACCAGAGCUGAGAUUCGAACCUAGAAACUCAGAACUGUGAGGCAGAUGUGAUGAGUAUCUCCACUGUGUUGUCCAUGGCAUGGUAUAUUUUCUGUAUUUGAAUGGUUGAAGCACAUUAAACCACACCAUGCCGCUGGCAGACACAAUAGUGGGUAACAAAGGCAGUUCAAUGAGCCAGCUGAGAACGACAUAGAUGAGUUGUCCCUCGGCUGAUAAAAGAUUAUUAGAACUGAGAGAUGACCAUGAUGACUACAGUAUACUGUGUAUGUACAGUACUAUAUGUCACUAUCAUCUUCCUAAACAGGUGUCCUCAGGCAUGCUACAAGAUAGUAUACCAAGUAGGCUACGUACCAUACAUUGUAGCCUACCAAGUCAAUUGACUGAAAGGGGGCAAACCUCAAUGAUGUCAUCCCUUAUACUGCUCAAAUGAGUAUGUGAAAAAAAAAAAAUCACAACACACCGCAGAGGUUAAGUGUAUGUACGCCCUGCAACCGGAGGGUCCCCGGAUGAUGUCCCCACCUUAGCGCAUGUUGUCGUAUCCCUGGGCCAGACACUUAACCCACAUUUCCUAUGAAUGAAUGCGGUCGGAUGUUUAGUUGUAAAAGGUUGAUAAAACCAAAUCAAAGAUCACAGACCAAAGAAGACAUGAAGACAAGACUCCCCCUUGCCUAACUAAGUGAUUCCACAAUGCAGGACACGGAUCAGGACCCAAUUUUCUGUCCUGACUACGGAGCUUUACCAGAUGAUUUAUCGGAAUUCAUGAAUGACAGUGACUUGGUGAAGAUGCUUGACACGGAUGGCCUCUUUAGUGAUGAUCCCAUGUUAAUUUUUGAUGACAACAACUUCAGUGACACUCCCUUGGCAAAAGAGCCAGACUCAUGCAGAAAUCAACAGGUAGAAAAAAUUAAACCAACGAGAGAAACAAAAAUUCUUCAAAAAAGACCCAGAGCAGCUACACUAUCAAAACACAGGACAACGGGAAAAAAGAAUUCCACACCAAAAAAACAAAAAGCUGAUGGUACUGGCGUGGGACCAGUGCAGAGUGAGGGGGAACUAUCGUGUCCCUCCACACCGCCACAAAGCAUCCUUCAUCUCCAACCCUCCAUUCAGUUUGUCACAAUCCCAGACAUUACAUUUUAUCAGUUUAAGAUGCGAACAAUCUGUCCUCCAGUUAUCAAACUUCCAUUCCCCAAUGCUGCUGCACCAGCAUACGUAUUAGUACCUGUACUUCCUUCGCCAUCAGCAUACAAACUCCAAGUGGCACCCUUUUCUCCAGAGGACAGUGCAGUAGUACCUGCCCUAAUGAGCUCUUCCCCAUUCGGAACAUUGUCAGACACCACAAGCAAAGUCAUGUCUCCACUGUGCAAUUAUGAGAGUGUAAAGAACUACAUUAAAAUCGCCAAAGCCCAUAUGCAUCAAAUCUGCGAGGAGAUGGAGCCAGGGCUAAAUUUGAGCUCUCAUUUUGUGGAUGUGCAAGUGAUUCAGAGAGAGAUGUUUUGCUCAGGGGAAAAAAAUAACAAGUCCCUGCACAAAGAACUGGUGUCCAUGGGAGAUAUGGACAGGCAAAAAAGAUUGAUUAAGUUGAGUCAGAUAUUUGAGAAUUCGAAUGGAAACAAACCCAAACGAUAUAUACUUCUACUUGGCAAAGCAGGCAUGGGAAAAACCACCCUUAUCAAGAAGCUAUGCCAGGACUGGACCAGAGACUGCAUCCCACAGUUUGACUUUGUAUUCUUGUUGAAUGACGCUCAUCUAAUCUCUUCAAGAAAAUCACGCUAUAGUCUUCAGAGCCUCUUACUCGACCUGCCCACCUUUGCCAUUUCCACCAUUAAUAUUGAGGAAGUGUAUGCACAAGUCCUUAAAGCCCCCAAACGUGUACUCAUCAUUUUUGAUGGUUUUGAUGAUCGGGACUAUGAAAUACUAUUUCAAGAAAAAGACUUUACAACCUUGUUAGAGAAAGACACUAAAGCAAAGGCUUUUACAGUUAGAAAGCUAUACUCUGCCAUCCUCCAAAGGGUGGUCCUUCCAGGAUCCAUUCUUCUGAUUUCUGCCAGACCAAGAGGCACUGCCUACCAUCUAGUGCGGCGACAUGACAGCCUUUUGGAGGCUAGUGGAUUUACCCCUCUAUAUAUAGAAACAUAUUUCUCCAGGUACUUUGAUGACCCUCAUCUCAGAGAAUCUGCUUUGAAAUGCUUAGAAAAGUGCAGCUAUCUACGUCACCUUUGUUGGAAGCCUGGACUCUGUCGACUGGUGUGCUUGGUUUUUGAACACUCUAAAGGUUCAGAGAGCCUUCCAAGAACUUUAACUGAGCUCUGCCAUCAAGUACUUUGUAUUAAAAUGAAAAAUGACAACUGGGGCUCUUGCACUCAGGCUAAAGUUCAAGCUCAAAUACUGCUGCAGUCUUCAGGACAAGACUCAAGCAGAGCUCAGGUGAUAAAAAGAACAAGGCGGUCAACAAAGGGGGAAAGUCAAAUAACAGAUGAGAUUAAGACUGCUCAUGGGGAAAUCUGUGAAAAAAAAAUUAUGUCCCGUUUGAGCUCUUUGGCCUGGGAAGGAGUGAAGGCCAACACAUCCAUCCUUCCCGAAGAAGUAAGCUUAUGCUCAAAACUCAAGACAUUCGGGCUCAGGAAGGGAGUCUUCCUCACUUAUCAAGUGAGGGCAAACAAGGUAUGCUCCCUUUCUGAGAGUGAGGAAGUAGAAGGAGAGAAAGAAAGGAUAUUAGAGAGUGAAAAUGCAGAAAGGCCAAAUCAACAAAGUACGGACUUCGAAGAAAAUUAUGUAAGUGGCAAUGACAUCUUGCUGUGGACGGAUCCCUUCGUUCAGAGUUACCUGGCAGGACUCCAUUUGUCCAUGAACAGAAAUGUUUGGAACCAGAACCUUUUCCAGAACCUCCCCUCCCUUUCUGGCCCAAAGGGACGUCGGCGUCCACAAGGAGAGAUACAAGAACUAACUCGGCGAUUUGCUUUCACCAUCCAGUUCCUUAACAGAACCGAGCUACACAGGCUUCAUCUAGACAUAAACCCCAACCAACGGGCCUUAAUCUCUGAACAUCUCAAGGGUCUUUCCCUUGCUGACCUGUGCCCUGAUCAGGUUUUGGAGGCAUGCCACUAUGUUUUUGAAGCAAGUUUCUCACAUGGCAACGGGAGCAGUAACAGUGAAAAAGCACCAUUGGUCACUCACCUGGCAGCAAACCUACCCGAGUUCCUCACAUUCCGUGGCGUUCCACUCGGCCCACCAGAUGCAUACGUUGUGCACAAGAUUCUUGAAAGGGCUGAAAAAGGAGGUAGAGGUUUUUCUUUGGAUCUUGAGGACACUGGGAUUCCAAUGUCAGGACUCAGGUCCCUGAUUGGUCUUGGCAGCUGCAGUACAUACAGGGCAUGCAUAGCUGAUGUAAUUGCCCUGUGGGAGCAGUUAGAGCAGAGUGGUGAAAAGAAGCCCCUUCAAAAUUUUGUGACCAAGUUCAAGAUCCACCCUCUGAAGGUGAUGCAAGUGUCUCAAAUAGAACAUCUGACAAAGCUUGUGAACAUUCAUAUGCACAGGAGGUUGUCAUACUGUCUCAGAGAACCUGAUCCCAUCCUAGAUGAGGGAGUUCCAGCAGUCAAGGAGCUACACAAACUGGAGUUAGCGAUUGGUCCAGAACGUGGGCCCCAAGCUAUCCCAAGGCUUUGGGAGUUUCUACCAAGUUUACAUGACCUCCAACACCUAGAUUUGGAGGGCAAUAACAUUGGAGACCAAGGAGCUGAGCAAUUGGCUGAUACAUUCUCCUCCCUCUGUUUUCUGCAGAUACUCAAUCUGUCACAGAAUUAUAUAGGAGACAAUGGGGUCAAAAAAAUGGUGACUACACCCAAGGAUUUACCCAAACUGCACUGUUUAAUCCUCUACAGUAACGUGAUUUCUGAUGAAGGUGCCUCCACUUUAGCCGCUGUCCUCCCUCACAUGGCAUCACUGACUGACCUAGACGUGAAGUAUAACAAGCUAUCAGAUGUCGGUGCACAAUGCUUGGGAGCCAGCCUGAAGGAAUGUAAGAAAAUGAAGACUUUGAGGAUGUGGAACCAAUGUAUUCCCUAUGGUGUAUUUGAGAGGCUUCAGCAGCAGGAUCCCAGGAUCCUUUGGCAUUAGUGCAAUUUAGACAACCAGGCUGACGCACCCACAUGCACACACUAAUUUCUGGUCACCACUUCACCAUAGGUAAUGUAUGUGCAGGCCAUAUAGAACAACAUACUUAGAAAGGUAGGCAAGGGAAUGCAAUCACAUGGGAUGUUAAUUGUCCAUGGUUGUUCCAAUAUUCCACUGAGUGCUUAAAUAAAUUGCCCCUUUGUCGCCAUACAGUUUGUACUGUAGACACUAUUGUUUGACACUGGACCAAUAAUUUCUCAAAGAUGACUAAGGUCAACAAAACUUACUUCUUUGUAUUUUUUUCUUUCUUGUAGAAUAUGCUUAGUUUUGUAUGUUUGCAGUGUUUAUAUAUUUGUUUUAUAUUGUCAACACAUUUAUGUCACUGCUUUCUCAGUAUAUUAAAAGCCAUGAUUUCCUCCA
Phyllopteryx taeniolatus (common seadragon) is the source of this 5767-nucleotide messenger RNA. It is a transcript of the gene ciita, whose product is annotated as class II, major histocompatibility complex, transactivator. Gene Ontology annotation, biological process: positive regulation of transcription by RNA polymerase II; inflammatory response; positive regulation of MHC class II biosynthetic process. The transcript has 20 exons. Gene Ontology annotation, molecular function: protein binding. Lineage: Eukaryota; Metazoa; Chordata; Actinopteri; Syngnathiformes; Syngnathidae. The coding region runs from base 1922 to 5350 and encodes 1142 amino acids. The record is from RefSeq and is a predicted model, not a curated record.